Naumovozyma castellii is the source of this 912-nucleotide messenger RNA. RefSeq names its product DUF4667 domain-containing protein. Lineage: Eukaryota; Fungi; Ascomycota; Saccharomycetes; Saccharomycetales; Saccharomycetaceae. The transcript has a single exon. Bases 1 to 912 code for a protein of 303 amino acids. The record is from RefSeq and is a predicted model, not a curated record.
AUGAAAUUUCUCAAUGCUCACUGUUUGACAAAUUCCCUUUCGUCUCGUCUUGUCUCGACAAUAGUUAAACGUACAUUAGAGCUGGCUCUACACUACAAUUUAAAAAAAACAUACAAUAUAACAAUGGCUUCCGUAUCACCCAAAUCACUAAACACUCCAAUCUCAGCACAUCUAACCAUACACUACAAACCCAUCCCCAACACCACCACAAACUUCGACCCCAAUGAUAAAAUCACUUCCCAACCAAUGAACAAAUCUCAAAUAAGAGUAGUGCGUACCAUAUUAAACAUCAACUCAAACAAAAAUAACCUAUCGGACAAUUCAUCUCAUUCGAACCAUAACCUCGCGCACCCUCAUACAUGUCCCCUUCUCGACCAGGGUAACAAGAUAGACGUUCACGACCUACUACAAUGCGUCCAUGAACACUCCAUAUUGAGAAGAGCAAGCGAAUCACAUAUCCCAAAUUUCAAUCACACUCCAAAGAUACUACAACAACAACCUUCCCCCGUGGGAGCAGCUACACAUCCAUUGCAGAGAACCGUGUCGUACGCUUCAGAUAGCGAUAAUAGAGUAGCUUAUUUACCUACAAUCCCAUCGAGGGGCUCAUUCACAAAUUCUUAUCGUAAUGACAAGAAAUUGCUACCCCUGGAAGAAAUGGAUGAUGAUGAUUCUUUGAAUGAAGCUGCAUUGAAUUGUAAGACAAGUCCGCCUAUAAAUGAAUCCUCGUCGGAGGAAUCUUCUUCAUCAAGGUUAUCAUCCAAUAAAUCAUCCCGGGAAUCACUGGACGAGGAACAAGAACAGGAGCAGGAACACGAUCAUAAAUUGAACGUGUCGUGUCUUUGCAAUAAGCAUCAUCAUAGAAGAAAUUCCGUCGCUGUAAGGUUCAACAAGGCCAUAUAUAAGGAAUUUUAA